AUGGCACCAGGGGAUGUGGUGCCAGACCAUGCCAAGCAACUGAAGCCCAAGGAGAAGCGCCCUGGAAACAAGGCAUCGAAAGCAGACUGUGAGCCCGAUGGCUCCUUUGUCUUCGAGGCUCACGAGGCUUGGAAGGACUUCCAUAACUCCCUCAGGCACUUCUAUGAAGUGGGGGAGCUCUGCGAUGUCACGCUGAAGGUUGGCAGUAGGUUGAUACCAUGCCACAAGCUAGUGCUGGCUUGUGUUAUCCCUUACUUCCGGGCCAUGUUCCUGUCGGAGAUGUCUGAGGCCAAACAGAAUCUGAUAGAGAUCAAGGACUUUGAUGGCGAUGCCAUCCAGGACCUGGUGCAUUUUGCCUACUCCUCUAAGCUCACGUUAACAGUGGAUAAUGUCCAGCCACUGCUUUAUGCUGCCUGCAUCCUUCAGGUGGAGUUGGUGGCGAGAGCCUGCUGUGAGUACAUGAAGGCCCAUUUCCACCCCACCAACUGCCUGGCAGUUCGGACUUUUGCCGAGAGCCACAAUCGCGUGGACCUGAUGGACAUGGCCGACCGCUACGCCUGCGAGCAUUUCACCGAGGUAGUGGAGUGUGAGGACUUCACAUGUGUGUCUCCCCAGCACUUGCGCACAUUAUUGUCCUCGAGUGAGCUCAAUAUCCACUCAGAGACACAGGUGUAUAACGCCGCAGUGAAAUGGCUGAAAGCAAACCCACAGCACCACGAGGCCUGGCUGGACCAGAUCAUGUCUCAGGUGCGCCUCCCCCUGCUGCCUGUCGACUUCCUGACUGGAACUGUGGCGAAGGACGAGAUGAUCAAAGGUAACUUGAGUUGUCGUGACCUGAUGGAUGAAGCCAGGAACUACCACCUCCACCUCAGCAACAAGGUGGUGCCUGACUUUGAGUAUUCAAUCCACACCGUACCCCGGAAACAUACUGCAGGGGUUUUGUUCUGUGUGGGUGGCCGGGGUGGCUCUGGUGAUCCAUUUCGCAGCAUCGAGUGCUACUCCAUCACUAAGAACAGCUGGUUUUUCGGCCCUGAAAUGAACAGCAGACGACGUCAUGUGGGUGUAAUAUCUGUCGGAGGAAAGGUCUAUGCUGUUGGAGGCCAUGAUGGUAACGAGCACUUAGGCAACAUGGAGAUGUUCGACCCCCUCACCAACAAAUGGAUGAUGAAAGCCUCGAUGAACACUAAGAGGAGGGGUAUUGCCCUGGCAGCUCUCGGUGGUCCCAUCUACGCUAUAGGAGGCCUGGACGACAACUCCUGCUUCAACGACGUGGAGCGUUACGACAUUGAAAGUGACUGCUGGAGCGCCGUGGCCCCGAUGAACACACCCAGAGGAGGAGUGGGAUCUGUGGCGUUGGGGAGUUUUGUGUAUGCGGUGGGAGGCAACGACGGCGUGGCGUCACUGUCCAGCGUGGAGCGCUUUAACCCUCACCUCAACAAAUGGACAGAGGUCAGCGAGAUGGGCCAGCGACGGGCUGGGAAUGGAGUCAGCAAACUGAAUGGCUGCCUCUAUGUUGUGGGUGGUUUUGAUGACAACUCCCCCCUGAGCUCCGUAGAGAGAUUUGACCCUCGAAUGCACCGCUGGGAGUAUGUGUCUGAGCUGACAACCCCUCGCGGUGGCGUAGGGGUCGCUUCUGUCAUGGGAAGGGUGUUCGCAGUCGGGGGCCACAACGGGAACAUCUACCUGAACACAGUGGAGGCGUUUGAGCCUCGAAUGAACAGAUGGGAGCUGGUGGGUUCAGUGUCUCACUGCCGUGCCGGAGCCGGGGUGGCCGUCUGCUCGUCUCACGUCAGCAAGAUCAGGGACGUCGGCCAGGGCUCCAGCAACGUGGUCAACUGCAUGUGACCGCCACUCCGCUCAUUACCAGGUGACUGAAUUGCCCGGUCGCCAACAGAUCUGAUCACUGCACAGGCAACACAACACAAAAAGCACACAGAGCGAUUUCGCCCUGCAACGUUAUUAAUGUCAACACUCUGAGCUUCAGCCUCAAACUGAUGAAGGCUGAUGUUCAGUUUGCACUCUGACCGAGGAAUAUAAGAGAGAUUUCACGCCUGACAAAUCUUCUCUGACACAUUCAAGACAUUAUUCUCGACCUGUGCUAGUGUUAUUUGCAAUCAGUGAUGUAGUAUUUUGUACUGUAUUUUCUUUUGUUUUACUUUCUCGACAUAGUUUUGACUUUUAAAGAAAAGGGAAAAUAGAAGCUGAGCCUCAUAUUUACUACUAACCUUUCGAGAGUGAGAGGUGAGCUUGGAUUCAGAACUACUAGGUUUCUUAACCGUGCACAUAAUAAAUAAUGGUCCGUGUAGUGGGCCAGUAUGAAAAGAUUUCAAAUGUUUACUGCCUAAGAUUGUCUCUGGAUUUCUCUUUGGCUCUGCUUUUUUGGUUUCUUUAUUCUCAGAGAAAGAAUUUAGACACAUUCAUACUGGAUUCAACACCUCGUUUGCAGUGCAGCGUGUGGAAUUCUAACACUUACAUCAGCAGUCAAGUAGGAUGAAGUAGUCAAAUACAUUUCCAAGAUUCCUACGUUCGUUUCCCAGGGUAAGUGAAAACAUCCUUCAUGGUGAAUCUGACUCUAAAGUACUGUUUCUAUCCGCAGUUCCAGCUGCUGUAAGCUGGAUCACAGCAGCUGGAAUGUGACUGUAAAUGUGUUUAAACAAUCAUUUGAGGCUGAUUGGGACAAAUCAGUCACUGGGCAGAAGGUCCGGGGAAUUUAACUGAUGCAAGUGCCAAACACAAAAAUAUGCGUCAGCCGCUUUUACCUCGUCCUCAGGUUUGAGAAACGUUUGACAGCUAAAAAGUUGAGUGAAGGACAGAUCUGAGCAAUACGGUGCACGUCCCCACUUCUUUUUCAGUUUACAUUAUUGUGUAGAAAUGUAUUCAGAGUGACUGCAGAUUUUCAAAUUUGCGUUGGACGAUAGCUGGACUGUCAGUAAUCUUAGUCAGAGUUUUCAGAUGUGUUUGAGAUUCCGAUGAGGUUUGUCUCUGCAGAUGGUUCUGUUAUAUUUUAAUAUAUGGACAUUUUUGUAUUAUAAAAUGGGUGUAUCUUUGGUAUUAUUCUUUAUGACACUAUCUAAUCCAUUGCUGUGCACUAUUUUCCUAGAAUAGAUAUGAAGUCUGAGUAUAUUUUUGUCCUAAAUGGAGAAUUUCAUGUAAUUCAUGUUAUGAGUUUGAAGAUGCUUAUUUAUCACUCACACCUAUUUCGGUCAUAUCGAAGAAAAACGUCAUAAUUUCUAGCAACACUUGUUUUUUCAGGAUAGGCUGAGUGAUGACUAUAAAACAGAAAUUCUAUAUACGGUUUAUACUAGAGGUAUAGAUAUAAUUGCACAAUUUGUGUCCUAUCAUUAUUAAUACUAUCAAUAAUUUUUACUCCAAAACUGAAGUUGUUGCCAACCUUGUUCCCAAAUGAGACCGAGUCUUUUGUAAACUUUACUGUUCUUUGUGUUGUUCUUACUCCCUUUGGCUGCUUUCUUCUUGUGCUUUUUAUUCACAUGGUAUUGGAAUAAAUUGGUACAAUAAA
This is a messenger RNA of Paralichthys olivaceus (Japanese flounder), 3517 nucleotides long. NCBI's taxonomy places the organism in Eukaryota, Metazoa, Chordata, Actinopteri, Pleuronectiformes, Paralichthyidae. The record is from RefSeq and is a predicted model, not a curated record.